AUGGAUAGAGACUUCUGUAAGGCAGCAGACAUUAUAAGUGAGUGCAUACGAGAUAAGAAGAACCAGAUCGAGAACCCACUCAAGUUUGCAAGUGAUACUCUGUCGUUGUAUGUUAUAAAUGCAGAAAGUGAGAAUAUCAUAGGAUUCUCAGAGAGUAUUUUCAGAGAUACAAUCGCAGACCUACUCUCUUCAGAGCAAGAGCCAGAGGAAAUCAGUGUGAUGGAGCAACUUCCAGUCUCAUCUCUAGACUACGAAGCGCACAGGCACCGAAAGAGAAGAGGCAGUGUAAGUGCUUCUGGCAAUCCAUAUGCCCCUUUAACUGUGCAUCCUAAGUCAGAGAGUGUUUCUGAAAUGUUGUUGAAUAUUUUAGCAAACACUCGGCUUAUUGCAAGAACAAUGGAUAUGAGCCAGAUGAAAAAACUUGUGUCAACCAUGUUUGUGCAGCAUAUUUCCAAGGGAGAGAGGCUCAUCAUGCAGGGAGAAUAUGGUAAAACCAUGUACUUGGUUGAGAGUGGGGAGUUUCAGAUUUUGCAGGAUGGAAAAUUAAAGGCAACCCUUCGCCAAAACUCUCUAUUUGGAGAGAUUUCUCUUCUGUACAGCUGUCCUCGUACAGCAAGUGUCAUUUGCACAAUAGAUGCAACUGUGUGGGUCGUGACAUCUGAUGCAUAUUCAGCUAUUCUUAUGGUUGACCAGAGAAGAACUAGAGAGCUUGUCUGUUCUAUGCUGGAAAAGAAUAAAAAGUAUAUGAGCCUUCCAAUCGAGGAUAAGAACCGUAUUUUAUACUCUUCCCACUUAAUCAACUACUCAAAAAAUGAAAAAAUAGAAGUUCCUGAAUCUGGAGUGUUUAUGAUCGUGUCAAAGGAUGCGCCAGAGUCAGCAGAAGAAGAAAAUGGUUUCUUAACUAUAGAACAUAUCUCAGAAAAUCUGGAGAGAGGCUCCAUCAUAUACAAUGGCACAAUAUGCGACUCAAAUAUGUUGGUUUUAUUUGUUCCUGAUAUGAUAUAUUCUAUGAUAAAUGAAAAUACUGCUUAAUUUGCAGUUUGUGUAGUUUGGAUAAGUCUCAUAUAUGAAUAUAUGACCAUAUUAAUAGUUUAAUAAAUUUAUCUUUUCA
This is a messenger RNA of Nematocida parisii ERTm1, 1111 nucleotides long. RefSeq lists its product as uncharacterized. The record is from RefSeq and is a predicted model, not a curated record. Bases 1 to 1032 code for a protein of 343 amino acids. The transcript has a single exon. Lineage: Eukaryota; Fungi; Microsporidia.